CUCGGGGGGGGGACUUGGGGACUCUUUUGGGUUGGUUUAUUAUUUUGUGGCACGGUGGGAUGAAGUAAAACAGCUGGAGGAUGAUGAUGGGCGAUCAGUUUCGUGGUAAAGUCGAGCAGUACUCGCCAAAGUCAUCGCCGAGGGGUGCACGGUCACCGGUGGUAUCACGACAGGACUCAACGGGAACAUUAAAAACCACCAUUUCACUGGGAAAGAAUCCGUCAAUCGUCCACAGUGGACCCUUCUAUUUGAUGAAGGAACCGCCUGGGGAAAGCGAUUUGACUGGAGCCACCAAUUUGAUGGCCUAUUAUGGCCUUGAACACUCCUACAGCAAGUUCAGUGGGAAGAAACUCAAGGAGCAGCUGUCCUCGUUUCUACCGAAUCUACCUGGGAUCAUUGACACUCCUGGAGAUCAGGAUAAUAGUUCACUGCGUUCUGUAAUUGAGAAACCACCAAUAGUGGGUAAGGAGCUACUCCCCCUCACAAGUGUUCAAUUAUCAGGCUUUCGUCUUCACCCUGGACCUUUACCUGAGCAGUAUCGAUACGUUAACCAAGCGCCUCAGAGGAAGCACAAGAACAAACACAAGAAACACAAACACAAACCUGGUGAAGUGCCUGCUGGCCAAGAGAUAGCGGCCACUGACAUAAGUGGUGCUGAUACACACGAGAAGAAACACAAGAAGCAGAAGAGACACGACGAGGAGAAGGAGGCGAGGAAGAAGAGGAAGAAGGAGAAGAAACGAAAAAAACAGAAACACAGUCCUGAGCAUCCUGGUGGUUUGACACCCUCUCAGCAUUCCAACUCGUGAUCCAUAAUUUUUACAUCAAAUCGUGAUCACUGGAAUCAACGUGCCGUUAAUGGACUAACUAUGUUUUAACUGCCUUAUUUUUUCCCCUUGUAAUUUAUUAUUCCACCUGGUUGAUGGAUUCAUGGAGAAUCUGAAUUUCUGUAUAUCUAGCGGCCAAUUGGGAUUUACAUGAAAUUUUUUCCGUUGAGAAGAAUUUGAGGUAGGAAAAGAGAAAACAAUUAGAAACGUCGAAGACAUAUUUUUUUAUUUCUAAAAUGAAGAAAUUGCAGCUCAUUUUGAAGAAAUAUGUUGUCACGAUAUUCUUCGUUUUUUUUUCAUUCGUAAACUUCUAAAAAUGACCUGUGUAAAGGGUCGUUUUGGAAAAUUUUGGAGUUCUAAUUGGUCAGUGACAUCUGAGACGUGAAUUUAACGAUGAAUGGUGAAUAUUGCCUCUGGGUUUCUACGAAUUGUUUUUACCAGCCAUUCAGAAUGAUCACUUGGUGACGAAUAAUUUUGCAAGAUAAUGCGGGGGAAACUUGAAUAUAUGAAUGUCCUGAGUUUAUGGGUUUAGACGAAAUAAUUAAUAAUGCGGAUUCUGCUCUAUUCCAAAGAUUCUGCACACUCAUGUAAAUAAAUUAAAUAUACAGCGGUUGGCAAUGUUAUUUGAAAGUGAAUGUAAGAAAAUUGAGGAAUCGUCAUAAUGUUAUCGAUUUAAACGAGUAGUAUUUAUAAUGCAGACAUGAAUAAAAAUAGUUUAAUUAUAAAA
Diachasma alloeum is the source of this 1554-nucleotide messenger RNA. RefSeq names its product mediator of RNA polymerase II transcription subunit 19 (gene MED19). Gene Ontology annotation, cellular component: mediator complex. The transcript has 4 exons. Gene Ontology annotation, molecular function: transcription factor binding; transcription coregulator activity. The coding region runs from base 81 to 809 and encodes 242 amino acids. Gene Ontology annotation, biological process: positive regulation of transcription by RNA polymerase II. Lineage: Eukaryota; Metazoa; Arthropoda; Insecta; Hymenoptera; Braconidae. The record is from RefSeq and is a predicted model, not a curated record.